Mollisia scopiformis is the source of this 1965-nucleotide messenger RNA. RefSeq names its product beta-lactamase-type transpeptidase. NCBI's taxonomy places the organism in Eukaryota, Fungi, Ascomycota, Leotiomycetes, Helotiales, Mollisiaceae. The transcript has a single exon. The record is from RefSeq and is a predicted model, not a curated record. Gene Ontology annotation, molecular function: aminopeptidase activity. The coding region runs from base 293 to 1933 and encodes 546 amino acids.
ACGUACUCUGUCGGGCGAGGGCGUAACCAUCAAUCCCUCAUUAUAAUAUUGCUGCAGUGCGUUACAUCAUAAAGACAAGUGCGCCCGAUAGAAUGGCUAAAAAUCAAGUGUGGCGCCCGAUAUAAUAGGGUGGAUCUUCGCGCCCGACAGAGCAUGUGUAUCACCAGUUCGGGCGCGAAGGUGGGGUUUAUAAGUUAAGGCUAUGACCUGCUUGGAAUCUUUUACUUCAAUGAAACAUCAGUCACGAAACUAGAAGCAGCCUUUGUCUACCUAUCAAGGCUCAUAAAUCAAGAUGACUACGUUUUCUGAUUCAAUCUCCAAGAUCCUCGAGGAAGUACCGGCUCUUUAUAGAGGGCCAGGCGGUGCCAUCGCUGUGUUGAAAAAUGGCGAGCUCCUUGGUCAGCACGUCUGGGGAUUUGCCGAUCUCGAACGACGAAUUCCCAUGACGGCCGACACGAUAAUGCCCAUCUGUUCCAUCUCGAAGCAGUUUGUGUGCGGGCUACUAACGGACCUGGAGCGCAAUCCCACGCCAGCAAUGAUAGCUCGCGGCGAAGAGCCAACGAAGCAGCUAUCGGAUCACCUCGGCCAAGUGUUGAAUCCCAAGAUGCUACAAGACACGGGCUUGACGAUUCGCCAUCUCGGCAACAUGCAAUCGGGAAUCCGCGACUACUGGGCCAUGACGGUCCUUUGGGGUGCAAAGCCCGAGGGGCAUUUUUCGGUGGCUGAUCACGGCCCGAUGAUGAUGGAUCGGAUCAAGUCUUUUCAUUUCCAACCCGGCACGGAGUAUUCGUACUCGAAUACGAACUUCUUCGUUCUGGCUCGGGUGAUCGAGAAGGUCACCCAAAAGCCGCUGGCGGAAUUGCUUGCGGAACGAAUAUUCGCGCCCGCUGGGAUGGCGACGGCAAGACUUUGCGCACACACCGCAGAGCAUCCACGCCCGUGCAUUGGCUACGAAGGAGAUGAGACGCAGGGCUUCUAUCCGGCUGUGAAUUGCAUAGAAUGGGCUGGAGAUGCAGGCAUCGUGGCUUCCCUUGCCGACAUGACUGCCUACGAGCAGUUUCUGGACAGCAGCCGAACCGAUUCGCAAGGCUGGUACCAAGCCAAUUCCGAGCAGCAGCAGUUCAAGGAUGGCGCGCCAGCUGAUUAUGGAUAUGGCCUAGCCCGCCAACUUGUUGGCGGUGUUGAAACUGUGAGGCACGGAGGGGGGCUUCGUGGGUAUCGACUUUCCCGGCUGUAUGCACCAGAACCACGGAUUUCUAUCGUGGUGUUGCUAAACCAAGAGCACGGAGAGCCAGGGGCGAUCAGCAAUUAUAUUUUGAAGCGAGCACUAGCUGUUCCUGAAGCCAAGCAGGAGAUUGUCCAGUCCAGCCAGAAUUGGAUUGGAACAUAUCUCGACCCAGAAACCCAACUGGCCAUCACUGUGAAAGCAGAUGUUGCCGGAGAGCUCCUCGUGAAAUACCAUCGGAAAGCAGAAAAGAUGCGUGUAAUUGAACCGUUCCGAGCUCAGUCUGACGAUAUGGUCGCAACGCUGGAGGGAAGUCUACUUCACAUGCACGUUCCGAAAGACAAUCGAAAUAUCCAUGCCCAACGCGUUACAACCACCAAGCUUGCCGGCAAUCCCUCCGAAAUACACGGACACUACUAUUGCGCUGAAAUAGAUUCCGUGUUCCACUGUAACGGCUCUGGCGGCAUGCUUUAUGGUUCGUUUGAUGGAUUCCUGGGCCAGGGACCUGUACAUCUGAUCCGGUCACUUGGAGACGAUGUCUGGGCUCUUGCAUGCCCUCGAGCUAUGGAUUCUCAACCUCCAGGUGACUGGACGGUUGUCGUGCGCCGUGAUGACAGUGCUAAUGUAACUGGUGUUACUAUCGGCUGUUGGCUAGCUAGAAAUCUUGAGUUUAACAAAACGGGAGAGAUGAAACAACCUGUUAUGUAGCACAGCUAUAACAGAUCUCUGACGGAAACUGA